AUGUUAAUAUUUCGCUUAGUUUCCCUAGCUCAAUUCUUGGGUUUUAUUUCGUGUCUGCAGUUGGAUUUACUGCAGCCGCAGGGGAUUUCUGGUAGGAAUAUUGAAAGCGUGAUCCGGCUGACGGAUGUGGCAGGGAAUAAGAUACCGAUUUUAGCCGGAGAUCAAUAUGGCUAUUUCCAUCUGGCAAAACGGGCUAACCCUCGCUUUAUCCCUCUUCCGCUCGGACACCAAUGCCAGGGUGAAUGGUUGCAGUACGGUAGCGUACGGGCUAGCUUCACCUAUUACAAUGGCGAGUUCAGAUUUGGGUCCUACUGCCUCGAUACCGGGGCCGUGACGUUCUUGGAGAACGGUGGGGCAGCCACAAUCGGCUCGAUCUCACAAGCCAAUCCGGCCCCAAACGGUUUCAGCCCGUUUUAUCAAAUUUGUGUUGCGCGUGGGGGUUCGGCCCCAAUGCCGGGACCAAUUUUCGACUGGCCAAAUGCGAAUAACGGAAAUGGGUAUGCUCCACCACAACAAGGAAAACCACAACACCAGCGGGCCCCACAAGAACCCGUUUAUCCACUGGGAACUGGCUCAAAGCAACAAGCUCCAGGCAGCGUUUAUAAUUUCGGAUGCGGGGAGAAUUUUUUCACAGCUGUCGAUUGUAUCAUGAACAAUGGUAAAGGGAAUAAAGGAAAACCAGAAUACCAGCCAGUAGAUAAUGGUUGGAAAGCGCCGGUUCCGUCUGAAUAUGUGACCCCACCAAUCCCUACUCCCGGAUUUCCGACCCUAAUUCCAACCACUAACCGGCCUGAAUACACACCGCCAGUUCCAGGGACCGACUUCCCCUAUUACAAUACCUAUCUUGACAGCACAACUGUUACCUCAUCGGCAACUGGGUCAACGAAAAUACGAAUUAUAUUCCUAUUCGCAGCCAUGCUUUUCGUGUUU
Mesorhabditis spiculigera is the source of this 930-nucleotide messenger RNA. NCBI's taxonomy places the organism in Eukaryota, Metazoa, Nematoda, Chromadorea, Rhabditida, Rhabditidae. The record is from the annotation of a GenBank genome assembly.